Paraglomus brasilianum is the source of this 492-nucleotide messenger RNA. NCBI's taxonomy places the organism in Eukaryota, Fungi, Glomeromycota, Glomeromycetes, Paraglomerales, Paraglomeraceae. The record is from the annotation of a GenBank genome assembly.
AUGGUUUUGCUUACCACCAUCAAAAACUUUUUUACCACCAUCGGAGACUUUAUCAAAGACUUUGUAUGGCCUGAGUCUUCUGAUGCCGAGCCUGUUUCAGUUAGAGCGCCCAAGAAAUGGAUCAAGAUAAUUUUCAUGCUAGGCGUAGCUGGUUAUUUUGUCUGGAAAUGUAUUCAGUUGGCAAGCACCGGAGUAUCUGUAAACAUUUCUCGGGACAAAGUUGAUACAAUCCCGAUGCCUAUUUUAGAAUUCCAUUCCGAAUAUAACUUUACAGUCACUUGCACCAUAGGAUAUAUGAACAAAAACUUUAGUACGCUACCCGAUUUUGGUCCAAAUAAAAUUGACACCCUCAACAGAUAUGUGGCAAGAUUCGAUCAAAAUUUAGCUUUUGGAAUCCCGGGUGCCGAGCUUGAUGGGACGAUGAGUUUAAUUGAAUUUGAUAUUACUAUAUAUGAUCAGUUUUAUUCAGUUGAUUCAGAAGCUCGAAUACAA